AUGGCCGAACCUCUCAUGCAGAUAGUGGUGAGUGAUCGACCACUACAUGCUCUGGUGGACACUGGGGCCACAUACUCUACUGUAACUAAGGGCACAAUUGAUAAUAGUGAUCUGACAAAUCGCACAGUGGGAGUAAUGGGGUUCUCUGGUGGGGUGGAAAAAUGGCCUAUGACCAAAUUGUUGAGAGUGAAAGUCGCCAAUCAGACAUUGUCGCACUCGUUUCUGUACUCUUGCAAUGCUCCCAUCCCCCUUCUAGGCAGAGAUUUAUUGAUUAAAUUAGGAGCUAGUAUACUAUGUUCCGCUGAGGGAGUAAUAGUAAGAUUCCCAGACGGUGUGGAAACAAAUUGCUCUCUGUCAGGUCACACUACAGACAGCCAGUGGAUGUUGACCACCUGUGGAGAACAGGAGGAUGCAGAUAUAUAUUGGGUGGAGCUAGAUCACAGUGUAGCCCCCAAUAGUGUUGUGUCACUGUACAAUGAACAUCGCCAGUGGAUCACAAACAUUGACAUAUUUCUACCACUCAUCGACCCAUUACAUUGCACGUUAUUUUAUGACAGGAAUGACACCACCCACUACCAAGAUAUCUUUCAAGACAUAGAGGGCACCAAAUGGGUGCUAAAAGGAUCUGGCCUCAUGGUAGGAAAGGAAGGAGUAGUGGCACCAGUUGAUUUAACUGAGGAACAGAUGAAAUGGUAUGAAAUGUCAGACACUGCUGUACCACACAUUUCUAUGGCACUACAUCCAAAACACGAGGCUAGGGAGCUAGGCAACAUGACUAAGAGAUUAUUAGCAACCAACGAUUGGGAACCCACUGGAAAGUGGGGUAUCCUGUAUUCCCAAACACAGCAGGCCUAUUGGGUGAAAGGACAGACUGAAGACACAGGGGUGUUAACACACAAACAGAUUUCAAGGUGUCAUGGUAGGGAGCAGACAGAUGCUGAGGGAGCAGAAGGCCUGAUAGAGUCAUUACCAAACGAGCUAUGGUCCCAGGGACCAACAGAUGUUGGGUUUUGCAACAUCAAACCUGUUAGCUUCGAAUUGACCACCACCACACCCAUUUGGGUCCCUCAGUACCGCAACAAACCAGAAGCAGAAGAAGGUGUGGCCACCACUGUUUCUGGACUGAUUGAUAAGGGAGUGAUAACCCCUUAUAGGUCCAAUUGGAACACACCAAUUUUCCCAGUGCCUAAACCAGGCACCAAGAAGUACAGACUGGUGCAUGAUUUACGUAACAUCAACUCCAUUGUAGCAACACCUACAAUGACGGUGCCAAACCCAUACAUAGCGCUGUCUACACUGACUCCAGCACACCAAUGGUUUACAUGCAUCGAUUUGGCAAAUGCUUUUUUCUGUAUUCCAAUCGCAGAGGAUUGCAAAGCAUGUUUGGCUUUUACAUACAGGGGCUGCCAGUAUUCCUAUAACAGACUGCCACAGGGUUUCAUUUUGUCCCCUGGCAUUUUCAAUCAUGUUUUAAAACAGCAGCUACAGGACUGUAGUUUGCCCGAGAACUGUGUUCUGAUCAUGUAUGUAGAUGACCUGUUACUGGCAACCACAACUGAACAGGCCUGCCUAGAGGCGACCAAACUGGUGUUACUACAGUUAUACAAGUCUGGCUUCAAGGUGAGCAAGGAUAAGCUGCAAACAUGCAGACCUUGUGUUACAUUUUUAGGUCACUUGAUCACAGCACAGGGAUCAACGUUAACAGGAGGUCAGCGACAGGGCAUCCUUAGCCACCCAAAGCCUAUGGUAGUAAAAGUCAUGUUGUCAUUUCUAGGACUCACAGGAUUUAGUAGGCACUACAUUCCCAUGUAUGUCUCUUUGACCACGCCCCUCAGACAGUUAAUAAAAGAACAUGGCAUGAAAAAUUUGAAAGCAGACCUAAACUGCACACAAGAGGCUGAGCGAGCGUUUAUUGAUCUGAAAACACAAUUGGCUAAUGCAGCACACCUGAAUUGUGCCAACUAUGAACUUCCAUUUUUCCUGGAUGCCUCAGAAUCAGGGUCCAGUGCUCAUGGUGUACUAUUUCAAAAGGUUCAGAGUACAAGAAAAGUGCUGAUGUAUGCAAGUGUGCUUUUGGAUAGUGUAGAACAAAAACAACCACUUUGUGCCCGUUUUGUCGCUGGAUUAGCAAAGAUUGUGCACAAAACUUCCCACAUUGUCAUGGGCCACCCCCUAACAGUGCUCACCACACAUUCCGUUAUGUCAUUUGUCAACUCUGCCUCAUUCACAUUUUCCCCACUACGUCAGCGCAGAAUAGCGAAAGUUUUGACCAGCCCUAACCUCACUUACACACACGAGGGUAUUAACAUGGCUGAUUUGAUGUCUGAUGGUGCACCACAUGACUGUGCACCUCUCACUGAGCGAGCAUCCAAAGUAAGGGCAGACCUAUCCGCCACACCUCUCACAGCACCGCCAGCAGUAACGACACUGUUUACAGAUGGUUGUUGCUUUAGGGCACAGGAUGGCAGUCUGAAAGCAGCCUAUGCCGUGGUGGAACAGCAAGGAAGUAAUUUCAUGACCAGGGAGUCAGGGAAAUUGGAAGGAAAACAGUCAGCACAAAGAGCUGAAAUGAUAGCAGUAACAAAAGCCCUCAACUACGCUGGUGAGACCCGUGUGAACAUAUAUUCCGAUUCCGCAUAUGUUGUAACAGCUGUCCACGUGGAAUUGCCCCUAUGGCAGAGAUGUGGGUUCACCACAUCAACAGGUCGACCAAUUACACAUGCAUGUGAAGCCAGGGACCUUCUAGAGGCCCUGAUGAUACCCAAAGAGGUAGCCGUUAUUAAAUGUCCAGGACAUUCCAAAAGUGAUUCCCCUAUCACUGAUGGAAACAACGCAGCUGAUCUGGCUGCCAAAACUGUAGCUGGGUACAUUCCCUCACAGUCUCUUCUCAGGUCUGAUAGGGAUAGCUGUGAUCUCUUACCCAGCUUUACUAGGGACUACCUGAUUAAGGAACAAUUGGAGUCUGGCCUGGAGGAACACUCUGUAUGGUCACGGAACGGAGCUACUCAGGCUGAAGAUGGCCUGUGGCAAUGCCAGACGGACGUCCGGCAUUGCCUUGUUCUCUGUCUGGAUCUGUGUUACGACAAGUACAUGGUUUUGGUCAUGUCAAUGGUAAGCAAAUGUUGCGGGCCCUGGAGCACUGGUGGCAUCCAUUUCUGCCGGCCAUGGUCUCAGGCCAUGUUUCUGAAUGUGACAUAUGUCAAGAAUAUAAUGUCAAACCAAGCCUGAAACCCAGCAAAGGAUUUUUCCCUAUCACCUCUGGCCCAGGUGAGGAAAUUGUUGUUGACUUUACAGACAUGCUCGUCAAAGUUCACGGUAAACGUUACCUACUCGUUGUAAUAGACUAUUUCACUGGCUGGCCUGAAGCAUACCCUGUCGGUAGGGAAGAUAGCACUUCAGUCAUUAAAUGCCUGAUCAACCAUUACAUCCCACACUAUGGGUUUCCCCAUAGGAUCAGAUCUGACAACGGCAGCCAUUUCAAGAAUGAACACCUUAAGAUGGUGGAGCAUGCCCUGGGCCUGACUCAUGCAUAUGGUGCCAUUUACCAUCCAGCUAGCCAGGGAUAGGUUGAAUUCCUGAACCUGACGAUUAAAUUGAAAUUGGCUAAAAUCUGUGCACAGACUAAAUUGAACUGGCUGUCAGCUUUACCCAUUGCUCUCAUGUCUAUUCAUUCCUCUGUCAACAGGAUCUCAGGUUUUACCCCUUUUGAAUUGCUUACAGGUCGACAGUUUCCCGGACCAGCCACCGCACUGUUCCCUGAUGCGGUACAACCCCUUUCACACACUGUGUACUUUGACAAACUAACUGCCUUGAUUACUUCCUUUUCCCGUCAGGUUAC
Messenger RNA from Triplophysa rosa, 3838 nucleotides. RefSeq lists its product as uncharacterized. Bases 1 to 3228 code for a protein of 1075 amino acids. Gene Ontology annotation, biological process: proteolysis. The transcript has a single exon. The record is from RefSeq and is a predicted model, not a curated record. NCBI's taxonomy places the organism in Eukaryota, Metazoa, Chordata, Actinopteri, Cypriniformes, Nemacheilidae. Gene Ontology annotation, molecular function: nucleic acid binding; RNA-DNA hybrid ribonuclease activity; aspartic-type endopeptidase activity.